AUGGUGGUCAGACUACCUUUUCAUCUUCCUAAUCAACAACAAAUUGUAUAUGGCGAAGACGAUGUUCUGGACAAACCUUCUGUUGCUGCUUCAAAGUUCACAUCUUGGAUGGAGUGUAUUGCAAUUAAUAGUGAAGCACGCGAACUUACAUAUGUUGAAUUUCCUACAAAGUUUGUUUGGAUAUUAAAUGGUAGGUUUUGGAAACAAAGGAAAGUAGGAAAAGUCAUUGGUAGAAUUCAUUCGGUUUCACCUAAUCUUGGCGAAGCUUAUUUCUUAAGGAUUCUUUUAAAUACAGUUAAAGGUCCGACGUCAUUUGAUGAAAUUCGCACGGUAAAUGGUGAAACACAUUCUUCUUUUAGAGAUGCUUGUUAUGCACUCAUGCUAUUAGAUGAUGACAAGGAAUACAUCGAUGCAAUUAAAGAAGCAAGCCAUUUUGGAUCGGACUUAUCACUCAGUGAAGAUGAACUUAAGAACUUAACUUUGUUUGAAAUAGAACAAAUUUUACUUCGAAACAACUCCGCUCUCAAAAACUUCACAAAGAUGCCUUACCCAGAUGUUGAAUCAAUUUAUUCUUUAAACAAUCGACUUAUCACCGAGGAGCUAGAUUACAACAUUCCUGUUAUAAAGAAUGACUUUGAUCGUAUGUUUCUCGCAUUAACAAAUGAGCAACGUAGCAUUUUCCUUAACAUCAUGAGUGUUGUUAAAGAAAAUAAAGGAGGUGUCUUCUUUGUUUAUGGUUAUGGUGGAACGGGUAAAACUUUUCUAUGGAAGACAAUAUCUGCAGCAAUUAGAUCUGAUUGUCAUAUUGUUUUAAAUGUUGCUUCAAACGGUAUUGCUUCGUUAUUAUUGCCCUGUGGUAGAACAACACACUCUCGAUUUAUAAUUCCAUUUGAACUUACAGAGGAUUCUGUUUGUAAAAUAAAUCCAGAUGGUGAGUUGGCUAGCUUAUUAAGAAAACCCUCUUUGAUAAUCUGGGAUGAAGCACCUAUGGUCCAUAAGCAUGCAUUUGAAGCUUUAGAUCGAGCUUUGAAAGAUGUAUUAAGAUCGUAUCACCUGGCGUCGUCAAUUCACUAUAAUUCACUUAAUCCAGCCAUGGAUGCUCGGAAGAGAGGGAGACCUCAAUCUAAUGCCAAUAGCGUUGCAGAGAAAUCCAAGUCAGGUAUGACGAGUCAAAGUAGAAAUUAUCGUGCUUGGACAAAUAUUGAAGAAACCAAACUUGUAGAGGCUUUAGUUAGUAUGGUGAAUACAGGAGGAUUUAGAGCAGAUCAAGGCUUCAAACGAUCAAGUUUGGGAAUCAUAUCUUCAGGUUCAUAAAGGGGCAUCAAAAUGGAGGAACAAAACAUUCCCUUACUAUGAAAAACUGUGUGUUGUUUUUGGAAAAGAUCGAAUUGAAGGAAAUACAGUUAGAGAUUUAGUCGAGAUGGAAGAGGAGGCAAACAUAGAAGAACAAACACAACAUUUGGGUAACGAUUCCAAUGACAUGACAUCGAGUCAUAUUCCACCUAUGAAUGUGAACAAUAUGCAAUAUGAAGAAACUUCAAGUGUGCGUAAUAACAAGAGAAAAGGGAGAGUGGAUCUUAUGGUUAAGGGAUUUAAUGAUGCAGUUACAUGUCUUGCAGACACUAUGGGGAAAAUAGCAAAUACAAUUAAUAAAGAUAUUGAACGAGAAGAGGAACUUGAUAAAAAACGUUGUAUGAUUACCUGUGAGAUUUCAAAAAUGGAGUCGUUGAUUCGAUCGGAAAAGUUUAAAGCAAUUACAAAGAUACGAGAGGAGGAUGAAAGAGUGAAUAUUUUUUGGGAUUUGCAAGAAACGGAAAGAGAGGAUUAUGUGAAAUGGGUUUUGGAAGAAUGAAGGGAAUUGGUGAUUAAAUAUUGUUGAUUUAGGUUAUUGGUUAGUUUACAAAUUAUAAUUGAGGAAGGGGGAUUUGUAAGUAUUUGUUCAUAGUAUAUACUUAGUUUUAUUUUGUGUCUAGUAUGCAUUCAUUUGUGAACUGAU
This is a messenger RNA of Lactuca virosa, 1996 nucleotides long. Lineage: Eukaryota; Viridiplantae; Streptophyta; Magnoliopsida; Asterales; Asteraceae. The record is from the annotation of a GenBank genome assembly.